GCAUGUCGAGACCGGGAAGCAUCAAGGAUGGGGAAAAGGGACCCUACGACCCAGUUCCCACUUCCGCCGACGGAGGUGGCGAUGAGAUAAAGCUCGAGGCGAAGAUGUCUCUCCUGAACGGAGUCACCGUGAUCGUUGGAUCGAUCAUUGGAUCUGGCAUCUUCGUCAGUCCAGCUGGAGUCCUCAAGUAUACUGGAAGCGUGAACGCAAGUUUACUGGUUUGGACUGCUUCCGGUCUUUUCUCCAUGGUUGGUGCAUACUGCUACGCUGAGCUGGGAUGCAUGAUAAAAAAAUCGGGUGCCGAUUACGCCUACAUUAUGGAGACCUUUGGUCCGUUCUUGGCCUUCGUUAGACUCUGGAUCGAGUGCAUGAUCGUCAGGCCUUGCAGCCAAGCGAUAGUGGCCCUGACCUUCAGCACUUACGUCCUGAAGCCCAUAUUUCCGGACUGUGAUGCACCGGCUGAUUCAGCUCGCCUGCUUGCAGUAUGCUGCAUCUGUGUCCUGGCCUUCAUAAACUGCUGGGACGUGCAAUGGGCAACGAGAGUUCAGGAUAUCUUCACGUACGCGAAACUCUUGGCCUUGUUCAUCAUCAUUGUCACUGGAUUCUGGCAGCUGUGCAACGGAAAGACCGAAUACUUCACUUUCGAAGAUACGAAGAUGGAAGUUACGUCGAUAGCUCAGAGUUUCUACCAGGGACUCUUCGCUUACAACGGAUGGAACUACCUCAACUUCAUCAUCGAGGAGCUCAAGGAUCCGGUGAAAAAUCUACCCAGAGCUAUUGGCAUUUCCUGCGCUUUAGUCACAAUCGUCUACGUUUUCGCCAAUGUUGCUUUCUACACCACUCUUAGUCCCGACGAAGUUCUUGGCAGCGGAGCUGUAGCAGUUACGUAUGCCAAUCGGCUCUUUGGCGUGAUGGCAUGGACCAUACCGGUCUUCGUCGCUUUAUCCACCUUCGGAGCUGUCAAUGGUAUACUCCUAACAUCCUCGAGGUUGUUCUACGCCGGUGCCUGCGAAGGACAGAUGCCGGAGGUUCUGACAAUGAUACAAAUAUCCAGGUUGACUCCCACCCCAGCUGUUUUGUGCAUGGCCCUAUUGUCGAUGGUAUAUCUCUCCUCAUCCAAUAUCUUCAAACUUAUAAGUUACGUGGGAUUCGCAACCUGGAUGAGUAUAGGUGCGUCGGUUCUUUGCGUGCCUUGGCUUAGGUGGGCGCAGCCCAAUCUUCCGAGGCCGAUAAAGGUCAACCUCAUCUUCCCUGUUGUGUACAUAAUCGCCACGCUCUUCAUCACCCUUGUUCCUAUGUAUGCUGAGCCAAUGGAAACAGCGUACGGUUGUUUGAUGAUCUUGUCAUCAGUACCCGUUUACUUUCUGUUUAUCGCCUGGAAAAACAAACCCAAGUCAUUCACGAAGACAGUAGGAGCCUUCACCCAAAGUGUGCAGAAGCUGAUGAUGGUUGUCCGACCAAAGACAAAUUAAGUAAGCACAACGAGGUUCCUGCAGAAGAUAAUGCUGGUUGUUGGAAAAUCGAAACCCGCUCAGGUUUAACUGCCUCAAUUGAAAUGAGAUUAAAAAAAAGUUCAUUUAUAGUAUUUCUAGCAUACCAUGUCAGCAACGAUAACGAGUGAGGUAAAAAAGGAGAAAAAGAGAAGAAAAACAAGAAAAAAAAAAAAAAAAAAAACGGCGCCCAAGUGCAACGAACAGCCACAUUGAAAUUGGGUGCCUGACGAAUCGCACGGUCAACCAUUGCAAUAAUGAUCUGAACAGUGUAAUUAUUUAUCCAUUCCAAGUGAC
Messenger RNA from Diprion similis, 1787 nucleotides. Its product is annotated as Y+L amino acid transporter 2. NCBI's taxonomy places the organism in Eukaryota, Metazoa, Arthropoda, Insecta, Hymenoptera, Diprionidae. The transcript has 11 exons. Gene Ontology annotation, cellular component: membrane. Gene Ontology annotation, biological process: amino acid transmembrane transport. Gene Ontology annotation, molecular function: L-amino acid transmembrane transporter activity. The record is from RefSeq and is a predicted model, not a curated record. The coding region runs from base 3 to 1472 and encodes 489 amino acids.